Molecule: messenger RNA, 814 nt
Organism: Scatophagus argus
Lineage: Eukaryota; Metazoa; Chordata; Actinopteri; Scatophagidae
Gene: tex36
Product: testis expressed 36
Exons: 4
Coding region: 111-734 (207 amino acids)
Source: RefSeq, a predicted model, not a curated record
CUGCCUGUUUCCAUAGCCACCAGUGUUUGCAUCAGUUGUUAAGUUGGAUAGCGUGUGUGGUGUACCGGUGAAAUCACUCCACACACUCCACAUCUCAAACUGUUGUUAACAUGGUGAAAGGUGGAAAGCGAUACUCUUCAAUAAGCAGUGAUGGCAAAUGGUUUGCUCAUCCAGUUUUACCAGAAUACGAAUCGAGGAAUCGUGACACUUGUACAACCACUGGGCUCAUGCUGACUCAGGUUAAAUCAUCAGUGCCUCAGGCUUUGAACUUCAAGCGCUAUCCUAAAUGGAAAACUCAGCAGGAACCCAGAGAGUUUCCACUUUCACACCAUGACAACAAGCACGCCUUAAAAGACAACAUCUCUGUCUUCACUUAUGGUGUGGGCCGCAGGAAAUGUCUUGAUUAUCCCAGACAGCACAUCUCUCACUUCUGCCUGUGCCAUGAUGGAGCUGAUAACAGCACUGCAACAACACAGACCAGGGAGAACGUCACAGUUAACCAGACUGAUUUUAUAAUGAAGCAGGCACCAGUUUAUGGUCCAACUACCAACAGACGGUUCCCCCGCAACCACCAGCAGAAGUCUGCAGAGGCAGCUCUGGCACAGGCAGGGGAACAAUUCAUGUGGUUCGGACGACACGACUCUGGUCUCUCGGAGGCCCUGCAAGCUACCAGCUACUCACCAACCUCAAAGCCCUCAGAUACUCCUACAUUAGGCACUAGAUGGCAUCCUUAAGGGGGUAUAGCUCAGAGGGGGGUCAGGUGAACUUUCUGGAGGGUCCAGCUGUCCAAUAAUACACUGAUUUAGAAACACCA